Molecule: messenger RNA, 4182 nt
Organism: Synchiropus splendidus (mandarinfish)
Lineage: Eukaryota; Metazoa; Chordata; Actinopteri; Syngnathiformes; Callionymidae
Product: leukemia inhibitory factor receptor-like
Exons: 17
Coding region: 241-2832 (863 amino acids)
Biological process (GO): cytokine-mediated signaling pathway
Cellular component (GO): external side of plasma membrane; membrane
Molecular function (GO): protein binding; cytokine receptor activity
Source: RefSeq, a predicted model, not a curated record
UCAUCAAAUUGGAGUUGAAAGCCCACUUUAUCCACUUAGAGUAAGUUUGAGCCUGCGUUCCCACAACCCUCAGGAAGUAGCCGUUUCCCUGGAAGCUCCGCAUCAGGAAUUUAUUCGUCAUCGCCCAGACUAAGGCUGAGACAAGUCGAGCAAGCAGCGCCCUCAGUUGCGUGUUCAGGAGGCACCGCCAGGCUGCUCCUCGGCGCUUUUACACUAUUUGGAACAACAACGAGCAGGAUCAUGCUCAGAGGUCUCCUGCUCGCCGUUUUGCUUUCCACUCGCUUAACACAUGGCGACGGAACAGACGAGGACUAUUUUCCAUGCGAACCUCGUGAUGUGAAGGUUGCCACCAUGGGUCAGCGGACUCUCUCCUUGACUUGGGCUGAUGACCCAUCAUGCAUCAGGUUUCCUGAGUUCAAGUCCGUGUUGGUCGUGUUUGUAGGGGACCUGGAGGCUCACUCGGAUGAAGUCGUCAUUACACCUAAACAGAAUGGGUCGACUCAUCACUGGAACUGGACCUCCUACUUGCCUCUGGAGUGUGUUUCCCAUUCAGUCCAGCUCGCUUAUCAAUAUCAGAACCUAACCAGCCGACAGAAGCAAGCACAGACUGACCCGGGGUUGACUUCCCCUCAUAGGUUUGAGGUCUUACCACAGGACCAAAUAUUUCUGGUUGGCUCCAGGGCCAACUUCUGUUGUGUUACGCCUGAGGCAGAGACUUUUUUCGGAAUGUAUGUGAGUGGGAACAACAAUGAGAUGAGUAUGAACACAACACAGAUCAACAGCCGGACCUUCAUGCUGAGCAUUGAUCUGAACAAACCGUCCAUCGAGAGUGGCGAUAAUGUCAUAUGCAAUUCCAGCAGCAAGAUAUAUGGCGCUUGUGCCUAUGUUGGAUAUCCACCUCAAAUUGAACGUCUUGUGUGUGAGACUCGGGAUUUAGCGUCUGUUGUCUGUCACUGGACCAAGCAAAGGAGCACGCAACUGGAAGCCCAUGAUCCAACAAUGUAUUGGCUACAAGGAAAGAAAUGUUCUGCAAAGUCCGAAAACAAAUGCUCUGAGAAAGUCAAUGAGAAUGUUGGAAGGAAGAUCUGGACUUUAAAGGCUAAGAAUCGCCUGGGCAGCGUGGUGCUGACCGACGAUGCCGACCUGCGUGAACGAGUCCACAUGUCACCGGUGGAAGUGAGGGCUUCUGAUGUGAACGCCAGAAAUGUCAGAGUCAUGUGGGCUUGGAAAUAUCACAUUUACAACAAGCUCAACGUAACCUGCCAGCUCAGAGACAACAAACAUCACACAACUACCAUAUCUGGAGUGGGCCGUAAUUACAUUAUGUUAAACAACCUGACACCAAAUACCAAUUACACUGUGCAAGUAAGAUGUGGUACAGCACAGCAUUUUUGGAAGUGGAGUGAGUGGAGCUCAGUUGUUAAGUUCACCACAAAAGGUGAUGUACCUGAUGCACUCAAUGUUUGGAUGCAGCAGAAAGAUAACAAAUCCAUCAUCUUUUGGAAAGACAACCAGAGUAAUGGUGAAGUCCUAGACUACGAAGUGACGUGGAUGCUGAUCAACUCAUCGUACACAUCACAGCCGUUUUCUACCCGCGAACACAGUGCUGUGCUAGAACUGGACCCCAAAGCGGAGUUUCUCUUUAGUGUCACAGCAAGGAACAAGAAUGGAAGCUCUGUCCCAUCAACUGUGAGAACCCCAGUCGGCACUCCAGUGGAGGUAACUUCGAGACUUCCUGCGGGCAAUGGUGGCUUUAAUCUUUCAUGGACUGCCAGCCCUCUGUCCAGCUGUGGCUACAUAAUCGACUGGUUUCCUCCGUCUUCUGAGAAUCCAACAGUAGACUGGUUAAAAGUGCCUCCCUAUGUGACGACUGCUGAGAUCAACUCCAGUAUGGAUCAAAACAUAGACAAGCUCAUUGAGGGAGUCAGAUACCUGAUUUCCAUUUAUGCCUGCACACCUGGGGCUCCAAAGUGGCUGGAGACCAGAGAGGGUUACGUCAAGGAGAAAAAAAUCAAGGACAAGCUCUUCAACCUGACGUGGAAACAAGUGGAUGACGAAGUCACAGUGUCCUGGGACCCUAUCGAUUUAGGAACACAGAGCGCCUUCAUCAGAGGAUACACGCUAUACUGCACCAAUAACAAGAACAUCAUCAGAAAUAUCAGCACAGAUGAUCCUGCAGCCACACGUUUGACUGUGAGACAGCUGCCGAGUGCUUCUUACACCUUCACAGUCAAGGCACUGACAGCAGUCGGCGAAUGUGGGGCCUCAUCCAUCUCCGUGGCCCUGACUUCACCUAUUGAUGGACUGAUGCUGUCGGUGAUUAUCAUUAUCAUUAUCUCUAUGCUCCUGAUCUUCGUCUCCAUCCUGUGCUGCAGAAACUGGGAAAGCAUCAUGGAGAAGGUCUGCCCUCCUAUUCCCAAACCAGCAUUGAAAGGCGGGUUCACAUGGCUGGUUGAUGGGAGUCCUCAUGCUGCCUUCAAUGACCACAACCGCCAGAGCGAAGAGCAGUUGUUCAAGGUUUCACUGCUUCAUUUGAAACAGGAACCUGGGAUUGUGUCCAUGCAAACACAACAUUUGAAAGGGUUACCCCAUUCAACCUUGCCUCCAGCGAAUAAUGUUUAUCUGAGCGUUAUUCCUUCAACUAUGGUUGACUUACAGAAUUUUUCCUACAAUCACAUUGUUGAAGCAGAGGACCAGCAGGUCAUCGCAGCGGCUCGCGGUCAGGACAAAAGUAUUUGUGGCUUUAAUCUUCAGCAGGCUUUAUACAAGGCGAAAGCAGAUCCAAAUCAUCUCGUGUGCUGUGACUCUGCCUACAUCUCAGCACCCAUGUGACCACUGUAGGUUCUGUGCCAUGAUUGGAUGUAGAGAAAAGUGCAUGGUUUAAUCACACAAGUCACUCGCUGCAGGCAGUCGGAAUCUCUGAGCUCAUCUGACUUAGCAAGUGAAAUGUUUUGGUUCUUUUCUGGAAACUAUUCCACAGACACUUUUGUCACCAGGGCUAUUCCACAUUUGGAAGCUCCAGCUGCAUGUCAGGGGCUAGUAGUGGCCAUGCUGUAAUUCACUUUCCUCAGUGAAUCUGUCUACGGCUAAGUCUCCCUGUUCACAACCUCUUCUGUUCGCUGAAUCGUCUGCUUUCAUUCAAAACAUUCAGCGACAGCAGAGCUGUCAGAAAAUUAAUCAAGCAGAACAGGGAGCAUCUGAGAGCAUCAGGUGCUCUCAGAACUGUACUAAAUCCAUUGAUGGCUUUUGAGGCCUCAUUUUAUAUUUCCAGUAAAUGACCGUAUCUAAUGGGGACAUCAGACUUCAUUGCUCAGUUGAGGAGCAUCCGAGGGAAUGUGCUGCUGAUAGAGUACAACCCCUAGCAGAGCGCACUUUUCAAACCAAAUAAAUGACUAACUUAUUUAUAAAUGUGAAUUAAAUGUGAAUUUUACUAGGUCAAUUAUAUUAAUUUUGUUGGCCAAGGAACACUAUAACACGCCUAACAAUGCACCACCUACGCUGCAAACACAGUGUUUUGGUUGAGAAUGUUAGACAUGGAUGUGAUAAAGGAGGAUAUGAAGUGGAUAAGGGUGACAAGGGAGGAUGAAGUUUUUGAAAUUUUUAUUUUUUUUUUUCCACCAUUCAGCACAAUCUCGUUUAUUCUCCUUCAUUGAAUUUAGUUAAAAUGUGGAAACAGGUUCCCUGUGAAAGAAAAGGUUUCCAACAAUUCAACAAGACCAUGUUAAAGUCCCAGGCUUACUUUUUAUGGCAAGCACAAACGUUCCUUCGCUUCUUCCUGAACCCUCUGUUUCCAGUCAUGUGUCCCGAUAAUGUGCAUUAAUGUUACUGUAGUGUUUCUAAUCAAACGCUGGGGGGAAGUGUUGAGCUGUUUCUGUUCACUCUGGCAGCACUCGAAGGUCGCUCGUGUCAAGUUUAUGUUGCUUGUAUUUUAAACAGAAAUCACGGAUAUGACGUUGUAAGUGUUUGCAUCUGUAAUACAGUCUGUUUCGUUAAUGUCAACUCUCGUCUCGUUGCGUGUUUCUUCGUACUGUACUGUUUUGUUAAUGUCUUUAAAUUCAGAAAAAUACGUACAAAUACCUUUUUCCUUCCACCAUAAUCCAAUAUGGUGCCCACCACAUGGUGCUCACACACGCUUAAUGACAUGGUGAAUAAGCAUCCAAAUAAAAACGAGGUGUUAAGGAU